This is a messenger RNA of Myxocyprinus asiaticus (Chinese sucker), 4724 nucleotides long. Its product is annotated as phosphofurin acidic cluster sorting protein 1-like. The coding region runs from base 751 to 3519 and encodes 922 amino acids. The record is from RefSeq and is a predicted model, not a curated record. The transcript has 24 exons. Gene Ontology annotation, biological process: protein localization to plasma membrane. Gene Ontology annotation, molecular function: transmembrane transporter binding. Lineage: Eukaryota; Metazoa; Chordata; Actinopteri; Cypriniformes; Catostomidae.
GAGGCGAUAACAUGCAUUUAUGGGUGAACUAUCCCUUGAAUUAACUGAAAAUAAAUGUUCAAAAAUGAUUCCACGGACACAUUAUCAAAGCUUUCACAGACUGAUGUUGACAAUGGUGACAGCUUGCCAGUCACCUGCUGUGAUGAUCGUACCCUGAAUCUCAAAAGGGAGCACACCAUGAUGCUGUGCACACUGACGAGUUUUAGUUUAGUUUAGUCGCGUCGCGCGCUUGCAGUGAUGGGGCGUUCUUGCGUUAGCAAAAAGAUAGAUGCAGCGCAACGAAUAUAACACAACGCAGAUGUCUCGAGACGCCGAGUUCUUUUCAACCUGACACGGCGUGUAAUAACGCGGCGCAACGGUCAAAGACGCCCGUCUAGCGCAUGUUUACAAAGCGUGGAAGGACGCAGAUACGCACUCAAGAUGUUAAAUUUAUUCUCUCUUUGGACGGACGUCUUCAACGAUAGACGUUACUUUUCAACAUAAUUUUUAAGAGAUUUCCGCUUCCUGCUACUUUAAACCCGUUCAGCUGAUCACAAGCCGGGAGCUGAACUGACUGCUAUAGCGUGAACCCGAUCAAAAUAACUCCUCCACUACGGUGACUGUGGAAUAAAUGAAGCGUGGAGCGGGGGCGGGAACAUAAAGGGUCUCGUGCUAUAAAGGUGUCAUUGUUUACUCAGACAAUCCGCACGAGCGAGCGUAUGAACUGACCAAGAUCAUCAGCAGCAGCAGCACAGAUCUCGAGACUUCAGAAUGUCGGAGCGUGGAAGUCUUCAGCAGCGAACGGGAGCUCCGUCUCCCCACCUGCAGCCCCCCAGGUCGGUCACGAUUUCUUCGAGUCGCCCGUUUCAGAUGAACCUGUUCGCGACUUGGGAGAUUGACAGUUCCUCCCCGAGUUGCGUGCCCAGACUUCUCAGUCUAACUCUUAAAAAAUUAGUGAUUUUGAAAGAGCUGGACAGAGACCUUACAUCGGUGGUCAUCGCAGUCAAACUUCAGAGCUCAAAGCGUAUUUUGCGGUCUAAUGAAAUCAUGCUGUCCUCUGCUGGGCUUACAGAGACUGAUCUUCAGCUCACCUUCUCUCUUCAGUAUCCACACUUUUUGAAGAGAGAUGCUAACAAGCUCCAGAUCAUGCUUCAGAGGCGCAAGCGGUACAAGAAUCGCACUAUACUAGGCUAUAAGACCCUCGCAGUAGGACUGAUAAAUAUGGCUGAGGUGAUGCAGCACCCUACAGAAGGUGCUCAGGUGUUGGGUUUGCACAUGACAGUAAAGGACACAGCAGUGCCAGUUGCUGAGAUCCAUGUUGAUUCUCUCUCCAGUCAGCCCAUUGACCCAGAGGGACCAAAGGCCAAACUGUCAGAUCGUUCACCUGACAUUGAUAAUUACUCUGAGGAGGAAGAGGAAAGCUAUUCAUCAGAGCAGGAUGGCAGUGAUGACCCCCUACAGGGGCAGUACAUCUACGAUGAAGAGGAUGAACUGAGGAAGAAGAAACCACGUCGUAAACUCCCCUCCACAGCCUCCAUCACCAGAGCUAAUCAACCCAACAUAAAACAGAAACUUUUGGCAUUGGUGAAAUGGUUCAAAGUGUCUGAUGAGGUGGGGUUUGGUUUGGAUCAUGUGUCCCAGGAGCAGAUCCGGGAUGUGGAAGAGGACCUGGAUGAGCUCUAUGACAGUCUUGAGAUGUAUAACCCUAGUGACAGCGGCCCAGAGAUGGAGGAAACAGACAGUAUUCUCAGCACUCCCAAACCCAAACUUCGGUAUACAACAUUCCUUAUCUGGCCAUUUUUUGAAGGCAUCUCACAGUCCAACUCUAAGACAGAGUUUGGUAGCUUGAAAAGCAGGUGCAGCUUCAGCAAAGACAGGCUGAGCCCUAAGAGUGAACAGCCUAUUUCUGGUAAAAUCCAGCGUUCCCCUAGUGCACAUCUGGAUGAUGCUUUCUCUGACAUGGGCACACUUGAACACAAUGAAAUGGAGGUAAUAGGAGACGGCACCCCUAGCAUCACUGUAUCUGUGGUGGAAAGGCCCCGGACCCCACAGAGGAGCAGUAGCACCAACAUGCCAUCUCCCAGCUGUGAAAUUCUCCCCAGGCUGGAUGGAGGUCACACCCCUAAACUGAAGCGAGGGACCCCAAUGAAAGAGAGACAACUGUCCAAACCUCUCAGCGAAUGCACAAACAGCUCAGACAGUGAAAGAUCACCUGAGCUCAGCUUUACCCCUCAGAUGCCAAGGAAGAUAGUGUACGACCAGCUGAACCAGAUCCUGCUGUCAGACAACACCCUUCCCGACAGCCUAAUCCUGGUAAACGGCAGCGAAUGGCAAGGACAGUAUGUGACUGAGCUGCUGCAGGCCCAGAAGCUACCAGUGGUUUGCACCUGCUCUGGAUCAGAAAUCCAGGCCAUCCUUUCUGCCCUACUCACACGCAUACAGAAAUUCUGUAACUGUAACUCUGUCAUGCCCAAACCGGUGAAGGUGGUGGCGGUCGGAGGUCAGAGCUACUUUGGAGUCAUCUUGAGAUUUUUCGUCUUUCAGUUGGCCAACAAGAUGUCUGACUGGCUCAGCCACAUGAAGUUUCUUGUGGUGCCUUUAGGCUCUCACCCUGUGGCCAAACACCUGGGUUCACUGGAUAAUCGCUACAGUUUCUCCUUCCUGGACAGCUCAUGGAGAGAGUUAUUCAGCCGCUCUGAGCCUCCUCAGACUGCCUCAUCCACGUCUGACUUUGUGGAUGUGGCGGGACGAAUUCUACAAUACAUCAAUGGGUCUACAGUCACUCAUCAGCUCCCUAUUGCUGAGGCCAUGCUGACCUGCAAACAUAAGACGCAAGAUGAUGAUUCUUACCAACAUUUUGUUCCUUUUGUGGGUGUAGUCAAGGUGGGAUUGAUAGAGCCCAGUUCAGGAUGUUCAGGUGGAGAUUGUGAGGAGGGUGUGGCUUUGAGCUUGGCAGUUCCCUCGACGUCUCCCCCUGCUCAUGGAUCACCCACUGGAAUGAUGAAAGAUUCUGCCACGCCACCCCCUUCGACAUCACUAAGCGGUGGAUUGGCUGCUCUAGGGAGCCCCAGCAUGUCUCAUGGGGUGGAUGCCAUUGGGCUGCAGGUGGAUUACUGGGUGUCUUCAGGGCUCGAUAAGCGUAAAGAUGGAGAGCGUAGAGACACAGGCAACAAGAACACUUUGAAGUGUGCGUUUCGAUCCUUGCAGGUCAGCCGGCUGCUCAGCUCUGCCUCUUGUGAGCUCCAGUCUGGCUCCAACACCAUGUCCAUGACUGUAGUAACCAAGGAGAAGAACAAAAAAGUCCCAACCAUCUUCCUGGGGAAGAAGCCUAAAGAGAGAGACACUGAGUCAAAGAGUCAGAUUAUUGAAGGCAUCACCAGACUUAUAUGCUCAGCCAAGAAUCAACAAACUAGUCUCAGAGUGUCUGUAGAUGGAAUGGAGUGGAAUGACGUCAAAUUCUUCCAGCUUGCAUCUCAGUGGCCCACUCAUGUUAAGUACAUCCCAGUGGGGCUGUUCGGCUACAGCAAAACAUCCUCCUAGUUACCUCUGACUUGGGCCAAACCUUGGCAGAUGUCAAGUUUCCUGAACCUGCUUGGCCUUCAGACCAAACAGAGGGCCAGUGGUUCUACUUGAGGUGGAUGUGCUACAUGUAGAUGGUAGACACUGGAUCCAAAGUGAGAGAUCUAGAAAAUCCUCAUCAAAGACAAAGACACUGUCAGUGAUUGGUGGGAUGUUUGAUGUCAUGUUUGGCCUUUAGAACGCCAGGGCAGACAACAAUACUUCAGGAUGGAUCGUUAUUCAGUUGAGGAUGAUAUUUGUGAACUUUUUUUGUGAGUGUUUUGUCAGCCAUGCAAUAAUUUAUAAGUAUUGUAUUGAGUUUACAUUUAAAUGGCACUUGAUAAUAUUUGUGAUUUAACAUGUUUUAUCCGCUGAAGUUGUCAGAAUUAUGGAGUGUAAUUUUAUUAUAUGAUUUCGAUGUGUGAUUAUAUCAAAGCGUAUUUGAAUUGCAUAAUCUGAAGUGAUCCAUUACCAUACCUUACUGAAUAAUCUUGCACAUCCAAAGCUUUUCAAAGACACUUUGUUUUGGUGAAAAAAAAAAAAAAAAUCCUUUAAAAGAUUUAUUGAAGAAUAUUUUUGUAUAUGUAUGAAGGAUACUACUGUCUAAUUGUAUUGACAUAUACUGUAUAUUUGUUUGCUUAUGAUGUGAUUUUGUUAUGUAUACAUACUAUGUAUAUGUAUAUAUAUAUAUAUAUAUAUAAAAAUUCAUAUUUUAGAAUAGUAAAGUCAUCAAAACUAUGGAAUAACAAAUGGAACUAUGGGAAUUAUGUUGUGACUAAACAAAAUCCAAAAUAAAUCAAAACUAUGUUAUAUUUUAGCAUCUUCAAAGUAGUCACCCUUUGCCUAGAAUUUGCAGACAUGUACUCUUGACAUUUUCUCAACCAACUUCUUGAGGUAUCACCCUGGGAUGAUUUUUAAACAGUACUGAAGGAGUUCCCAUCUAUGUUGGGCACUUAUUGGCUGCUUUUUUUAUUAUUUGGUCCAAGUCAUCAAUUUCAAAAACAUUUUUUUUUUUUAAUUACAUUUUAGUUUUAUAAUGAAAUAAAUUAAUAUGGUGGAACAAUUAUAUUUUAGUCUACAAAACUAAUUUCAAACAUUUAAGCAUCCGCCUUCAGAUCAAAAGAUUUUUAAGAUCAUGAGAAACAUUUCGGUCAAGUGUUUCAAAACUUUUGACUGGUAGUUUGUUU